This is a messenger RNA of Daphnia carinata, 2880 nucleotides long. RefSeq lists its product as uncharacterized. Gene Ontology annotation, molecular function: nucleic acid binding. NCBI's taxonomy places the organism in Eukaryota, Metazoa, Arthropoda, Branchiopoda, Diplostraca, Daphniidae. The record is from RefSeq and is a predicted model, not a curated record. The transcript has 2 exons. The coding region runs from base 1 to 2880 and encodes 959 amino acids.
AUGGACAGAGAGCUACAAGAAGCUGUGGCGAACUUCUGGCUCACCGAAUCCUUCGGCGUAAGACCUCUCAGUCAAACGAUACUAGCUCCCGACGAGAUGAAGGCACUGCGUAUUUUAGAAAAUACCGUUCGCCACACCGGAGAAAGGUAUGAAGUGGGUCUCAUGUUACGUCAUCAGGACCUCCAACUCCCAAACAACAGAGAAGUAGCUGCUCGUCGCUUUCAGGCGUUAGAAAAAAGAUUUCAAAGGGAUCCUCAGUACGACAACAGUUAUUCUCGCGUCAUAGAAGAAUACAUUUCGUUGGGUCACCCAAAAUUAUCCGACACAAUGGAGACAAAUAACCCAAUUUGGUAUCUCCCUCAUCACGGAGUCACCACACCCAACAAACCCGGAAAGGUCCGAGUUGUGUUCAAUCAAUCUGCCCGCCACAAAGGGACGUCCCUUAACGAGCAUCUGUUCAAAGGUCCCGAUCUGCUGACACCGAUGAUAGGAGUGCUGUUCCGUUUCCGUAGGCUUCCCGUCCCUAUUUCCGGCGGCAUCAAGAAGAUGUUCCACCAAAUGCUGGUACCUCCACAACAGUCGCUCCUUCGAUUCCUAUGGAAACCCAUAGGCAGCAGUGGACCUCCGAAGACCUAUCGGAUGAGCGUACACGUCUUUGGCGCCGUGUCUUCUCCAACAAGUUGCAUUUUUGCUCUUAGGAAAACCACAGAAGAUUUUGGACCGAAGUUUCCUACCGUUGACGAUCUGAUAGUCAACACUAUUUAUGUAGACAAUUACUUAGGCUGCACCGAAACCGAACAGGAAGCCAUCACAAGGCGUCGCGAUGUAACGGCUCUCCUAAAUUGGGGAGGCUUCAACAUGGUGCAGUGGCUGUCAUCGUCCCGCUCCGUUGUUGACUCAGUCCACCCAGCAGAUCGAUCAAGAUCUCUGGACCCGAACCCGAGUCACCUGCCUACUGAGCGUACGUUAGGACUACUCUGGGAUUGCGAGGGAGAUUGCUUCUGCUUCAAAUCCGCCGUACGCAUCAAGGCAUCUACAAAACGACAACUGCUUCAAGAUAUAUCUACGGUUUACGACCCCUUAGGAUUUCUCACUCCCAUUGUCAUCACAGCAAAAAUUUUCAUGCAAGACAUUUGGCGAGUGGGAGUCGACUGGGAUGACCCUCUACCAUCCGUCCUGCUGACAGCAUGGUCCCUCUGUGCGCUUCCAGCUCCAUAUCUUCACCGACGCCUCGGAAGAAGUAGUACGAAGGCCUUCGGAGCCUGUAUUUAUGUCAGAGCAGAUUAUGGGACAGACGUUUUCCCCUUACAUCUCGUCUUAGCCAAAGGCAGAGUCGCCCCAUUGCGACAGUUUUCCAUCCCACGACUUGAACUGCAAGGCGCUCUACUCGGUGCUCGUCUGUGUUUCUCAGUCGUAAAGGAACUCGGAAACAUCACUUCAAAGAUCGUGUACUGGUGCGACUCCCAAACGGUCUUGCAAUGGAUUCACUCCACCACUCGAAAAUAUCACGCCUUUGUGGCUCACCGUGUUUCCGAGAUCCUCGAAUCCAGCUCGUCAGAUCAGUGGAGACACGUUCCGGGAGAGCUCAACCCAGCCGACGAAUGCUCCUGUGGAGUAUCUUCGUCUCAUUUCACCACUCAGCACCGGUGGUUCAGAGGUCCAGAUCUUCUUUCACUACCUGAAACAGCAUGGCCUUUCCAAUUCACGAUAUCUGAGCCCCCGUCUGAUGACCCAGAAGUGUCCUCAAACAAAUGGGUUGGCUCUCUCCUAACUCCAACAGUGCAUCCCCUCUAUAAUCUCAUUCAAAACACAUCUAACCUAACCCGUCUCAAACGAAUUGUUGCUUGGUUAGCCCGAUUCGCAACAAGCUACAGUAACACGUCUAAUCACCUUCCUCGGGUUGGCAGCCGUUACCUCACCGCACAGGAGUUGCGCGAUGCUUGGAUCCUGAUCCAAAGAGUUGAUCAAGAACAUCAUUUUUUCAUCGAGCUCUCUCAUCUCCGUCGCCACAAGCCAGUGCCCGUCACCUCCAAGUUUGGUAAGCUCACUCCAUUCAUCGACGUGAGAGGCCUGCUCCGAGUCGGUGGAACGCUACAACAUGCCUCCUUACCCGAAGAAAGCAAACAUCCUGCUAUCUUGUCCAACAGCAGCCAGCUAGCCAAGAUGAUCAUUCUUGAGUUGCACUGUAACCUGGGACACGCUUCUACGGAGCGCACCAUUCAUGCUCUUCGAUCACAAUAUCAUGUCCUAAAAACUCGAGACUCAACUCAUCGACUCAUCAACCGAUGUUUUGCCUGCCAAGUGCGCAAAGGCAAGCCUGAACCCCCUUUGAUGGCCCCCCUUCCAGCUACUCGACUGAAGUCGUAUCUUCCUCCAUUUAACUACACUGGAGUCGAUUUCUUCGGGCCCAUGACGACCAUUCUUUUGCGAAGAUCCAUGAAGCGAUACGGCGUCCUGUUCACCUGUCUCGACUGCAGAGCAGUCCACAUUGAAAUCGCAUCCUCAUUAGAUGUCGAUUCUUUCCUGGUGUCCUUUGCAAGAUUUGUCGAUCGUCGGGGACUACCCAAAGUGUGCUACAGCGGCAACGGCACUAACCUCAUUUCCGGCGAGCAGGAACUUCAAACCCUAUUAUCCCGCUGGGAACCCGAGGUGCUCAUCAAUAAAAUGGCUGCUCGUGACUUUGAGUGGCGUUUUAGCCCUCCGGCCGCUUCACAUUUCGGAAGGACUUGGGAAAAUCUCAUCAAGUCGGCCAAAACCGCUCUUCGCGCAAUUCUACAUGAGCGAACCGUCACGGAAGAAGUCCUAACCACCGCGAUGACAGAGGUCGAAGCCUUGCUCAAUGCUCGCCCACUUACCUACGUAAGUGUCGAGUCCCAAUGA